Daktulosphaira vitifoliae (grape phylloxera) is the source of this 1550-nucleotide messenger RNA. RefSeq lists its product as uncharacterized. The record is from RefSeq and is a predicted model, not a curated record. The transcript has 2 exons. NCBI's taxonomy places the organism in Eukaryota, Metazoa, Arthropoda, Insecta, Hemiptera, Phylloxeridae. Bases 368 to 883 code for a protein of 171 amino acids.
AGUUUAAAAUGUAAUCAAUUUUUUUUUGUUAAUGACAAUUGCUGUGGUUAACGUGAUGCAAAAUCAUUUUUUUUUUUUACUAAUAAUUUUUAUUGUUAAACUUUUAUAUUCGAGAAAACUUUCUUUUUCCGUUUUAAGGUUUUAAUGACACUGUCACAUUAAGGAACGACGUCGUCGACAAUAAUACAUUACGGAGAAUAUAUAAAACAUGAUGGAGAAGGUGAAGGAGUGCAGUGGUAUAAGAAAUAAGAAGAUAUGGCUUGCAUGUUUGCAAGUCGUUGGUUUCGUGAGGGGUUGAACGAUUUAAAAUUUAGAAGACACGUAGAGUAUACACACGCUGUCUGACAAAAAUUGUCAUUUUAUAAAAAUGAAACGAGCUGAUUCGUAUGAAUUCAUUCGAUGGAAAUCGUCUCGGGGUCGAUUAGUCGUGCAAACGACAUGGGUGAAAGGAGUGCGACAUGUUAUAUUUUCAGACGAAGAUGACCAGUUCAACAAAAAGGAAAACCGUCAUCUAUAUCGAAGUGUGAAAACAAAACGGACAUCAAGUGUUGCGAAUACAAAUGAAAAUGAUCACGAAUAUGAGAACAAUGAUAGUAGUAGUAAUUAUGUAAACCGUAUUUUACAAUGGUUACAGACACCUAGAAUGAUAGACAGUUGCCAAAAACCAAUGACUGCAUCAAAUACUUCUAAAAGACACCCAGCAUUGAUUAAAACUUGUUCAAUUCCAGAAAAUAAAGUAGAUGAUCAUCAAGUAGUUAAAGUGAAAAAAAAAGCUAGAAAUUUAAAUCGAAACUUCCCAAAACAUUUUAAAACUGAAUUGCAUGUUCAUAUGCCAAGCAUAAGUACCAGUAAUGACAACAGUAAAGUAAAACAUUUAAGCUAGUUUACCGAAAUAUAUACAUACAGUAAUUUAUACAUUAAAAAAAAAAUUAUUAUUUAUUAUACAAUUUAUUAUUAAAGAUUUAUUGUUUAGUUAUGACAUUAUUAAUAUUUUAUCAUUAGUGUAAAUUAAUGGAUUGUUUGAAAAAGGCACAUAUUUAACUUUCUAAUUUCAGGUUUUUACAAUAACUUGAUAAUUGAAAAAAAACUUUUUUUUAUGUCUGUUCUGAACAGUAUUUAUUUUCAGUACUAAUAAUAUUAUUUAAAAAAAUAUUAGUAAAAUUAUAUUAAAAACUUACUAUGUUUAUAAUUUAACAAUAAGUUAAAAAUUGAAAUAAUAGGCUCCUCUUUUUACUACAUUUUUUUCUUUUUCAUCACCUGUAUUCCAACUACUUGGGGCCGGGCCACCCUCUUUUUACUAUAUAAAUUCUAUAUAUUUUUAUCUCCGAAAAAUAUACAUCUCUAUUUUUCGAAAUUAUUAAGAAGGAAGAAAAUAAUGUAUUUUUGUCUUGUAAAACUAACAAUGGAAAUUAUUUUAUUAAUGCUUGAUUAUAGUAAAAAAAUUAAGAUUUUUAUUCUAAAAACGAUUAAAAUAUAUGUCAACAUUUUCAAAGUAAAUAUUUCUCAAAAUGUAAAGAUACAUAGUUUUGAAGUCGUAAUACAAUAAUGUU